Messenger RNA from Strongylocentrotus purpuratus (purple sea urchin), 4904 nucleotides. Its product is annotated as leucine-rich repeat-containing protein 4B-like. The coding region runs from base 725 to 3160 and encodes 811 amino acids. NCBI's taxonomy places the organism in Eukaryota, Metazoa, Echinodermata, Echinoidea, Camarodonta, Strongylocentrotidae. The record is from RefSeq and is a predicted model, not a curated record. Gene Ontology annotation, molecular function: protein binding. The transcript is spliced from 2 exons.
CGCCCUCGGACCCGGUUUCUUUCCAAGUUUCUAUUUUCAAACUCGAUGCGAUCGGCUCAGCUCACACAUAUCCAACAGUUUCGGCUAGAAGGAGAUGGGGAUUGCUUCGCAGCCUCUCAAAGUUUUUUCUUUGAGAUUUCAGUUCUUUGAUCCAUCGUUUUGUGUUUGUUAUGGAAGACUCAGACUUAAAACCACAUGAUCGCGAAUUCCUCCACCGGUUUAUUCAUCUGCAACUCCGCUAUUCGGUCCAGCAUCUUCUGGUCUUGAAGGCGCUUCGCAAAACUCAACUCACUCUCGGACUUUCACGCUCAGACUUCAAUGGCAAUGUCAUACCUGAGCGAAGUACGAAAUGAAACAAGAAGAGGGCAAUAUUUUUAAUGAAUCGCUUUUAAAUACAUGUGAGAGGACUGGCGUUUGAGUGGUGAACUUAUACAAGGUGAAGAGAUAACAAGGCAAUGUGAAUUUUAUGAGCUGUUAAUUAACCUAAUUAACGAACUGUGAAUCAAUAAUGGACUUGAUUCUCUCGAAUGUUUGUUUACGUUUACAAUCAAGUUAACUCAUCACGUGACAUGUGGAAGCUGACCACCAAAUGAAUCUGUGACUCGAUCCAAGUGGAGGAAAAUUCAGGAUCUCCGGGGACAAAAAAAGAACUGAUCAGAACCGAACACUUACUACAGUAAUCGACAUUUUCCCGAGACGGACUGAGGCUAACAAGAACUGCUAGAUGAUGGAGAGCCUGCCAUUGAUGUUGAUGAUUCAUGUGGUCGUCUGCCUAAACCAUGGAUUCCAGACCAGUGCACAGCAUACACAGACAUGUAUGUCUGAAUGUGAGACGAACACCCGGUACGCCAGACUGUCCUGCGAGGGUCAUAUGCUACGGUGCGUACCUGACCCAUGCUGCCAGACGGACACAAGGCACUUUAACAUGGCCAACAACGAGCUGACCCACCUCAAGAUUCUCGCUUUCCAGAGCUUCCCGCGGCUCCGGAUCUUAGACCUGCGACAGAACGUCUUGGCCAACAUUGCACCAGGCGCCUUCAGCAACUUGGACCAACUGCAACUGCUUGAUGUACGCGCGAACCAACUGCGUCAUCUCUACGCGGGGAUGUUCAACGGUCUCACCGCGAUCAAGAAACUGUAUCUCGCUAAUAAUGAAAUCGAGUCUAUCGCACCUGGAACGUUCACAGGCAUGACGAAUCUCAUCAGUCUUAAACUGAACUAUAACAAGUUAACAACUCUGCACGGCAAUAUGUUCUUUCCGCUGCAAACAUUGCAGCGUCUUUACAUCUACGGUAAUGAGAUAACAGCCGUCCAUAAAGAAGCUUUCCGCGGCUUGGUCAACCUAGUGACUCUGUCUCUGGCAGAAAAUCCUUUCGUGACACUUCCAAACAUUCUACCAUACCUACCAGCGAUCACUCAUAUUCGGCUUCAACAUAUCCAGCUCAAUUGCGAUUGCAGGUUAGAGUUUCUUCGGGUAUGGCUCCGAGAGAACCUAUACGAGGCCUAUGGGAGUUAUGCCAUAUGCAAUGUACCCAGCCAUUUUCACGGUACGCCUAUAUAUCACAUUCAGCAUCCUCUGCAGUGUUCCACGAGAUUAGGAAACCUUCCAAUCAGUCGGGAGGGGAACGAUCCCUCUCAAGCAGCCGAGGCUGAUGAAAAUGAAAGCGUUGUUAGUCAUGUUUCUACUCAAGCUGGAAUGAAUUCGGAAUCAGCAUCGGAAUAUAGUGAAUUCUUUGCGUCCUUUUCGGAUCUCUCGCGUGGAACGGUUUCCAAGACAAGUGUCACGUCGAUCGAAGGCGGCAUCAGUAACAGUGUUACAGGGAUGGAAACUGGUAGGUCUGAUUCAGGGGGAACAUCUUCCAUAAUGCCCAAAAUACACGCCCCUAUUGAGCCAUUGACCCCUAGAGGAACACUGUCGCCGGGACCAGUGGCUACAACAAAAAUGCAUGUCAUAGCAAAUAGCGGAGGCACAACAGACGGCAUUAGUCACUACACGCCACCAACGUUGACCCAAUCCUCUCGCAAAGACAUCCCGACAGGAAAUGUGACGGACAACCCUCGAGUAAAUGUAACCGAUAACGGGUCCAGGGUGAAUGGAAGUUUCAACGAGCUCCCACGCCCACCACCGCGGGCAGGUAGCAGGAAUCAUCCAACUUUGAAUAACGGGCAUCCUGUCAACCCCGAUGAUCCAGUCUCCACAACGGCUUCGUACGAGGCAACAGAUCCUUUCAGGUCUUCUCCGACGGCAGCCGAAGUACCUCGGGGAUCUCCUCAGUCCUGGGGCCUUAAAGGAUCUUCUGUGAAAAUUGACUGUCCAGUCCAUAUCCAUAACAUGAAUGAUUCCAAGAUUAAGUGGCUCACACCGAACGGCAAGCUGAUUAUGUCGAAUGUAUCUCGUUAUGGCAUCACCAAGAGAGGAUCGCUGAUCAUUCAUAAUCUCCAGGCGUAUGACCAUGGGACAUACCGAUGCAUUGUCCGCAAGGCACUGAACAGUGUUAAGAUGCUACCCGCCAAGUUGGUCCUGGCAUGUCCAUGUGGCGAGGAGGCACCAAAGCAACCUUCCUUUGAACCCAGUAUCAACUCCACUUCAGAACACCACUUUGGUCAUGGCUCUGAUCCUCACCAUGAACCCUCUCCUCCCCCUUUCGACGCCGGAUGCAGUCCCGUACCAAUGGUGGUUGCCAUAGUUACAACCUUCCAAGCAACCGUCGCUCUCUGCGUCAUCACAUUCUGCCUCUGCUGCUCCAAGAAUCUCAAAUACUCCUUCAAGGACCGAACCUGCAACGGCGUCCCAGAACCCAUCGCUGUCGUACGCACUCGCGGGAAAUUCAACGCGAGAUCUCGCGAUUUCGCGCAGUCCAGCGAUCCGACAUCGUCAUCCGUCCUGAGUUCGGGCGGCUCAGACUUCUACGAAGCCCUCACUGAUCACGGGUUUUCCCCCAGACAAGCGUCUUCUUUCCGAUCGUACGAUGCCUACCGUGAAUCGCAUCCUGGCUCGGAGUAUGUGAACUAUCGUGAGCAAAAGAAUUACAUGUACAUGGUAGGGUAUAUGGACACCGGGACGGGUCGGAGGACCUUAGGGUACCGAUCUUCCACGGACUCUCAGUGCCCGUCGAUCAGGGAAAUAACCAACGAGAAUAUAUAUGUCAGUAAAGAUUAGUCUGAUCUGAGGGGAAAGCAUAUUUUUACAGACUUUGAAUGAACGAAGAGUCAUCAAUUUGAUUUUAAGCGAUACUUCUGCUGAUUGAAAGAUCCAGGGUUUAUCUAUGAUAAUGAUAUUAACAGAACUAUCAAUAAUAUUGAAUUAUUCUUUAAUGAUGUUUAAUUGUAUACAUGCAAUAGUCAUUGUUCAGGGGACGAUGAUGAAAGUAUAGGUUAAUGGUUGUCUCUUUAUUUUCAACCAGUGGUAAUAUUUACAUCUUAUUGAUAAAUUAAAUAUGUUGCUUAAACAUAAUUAUGCCUGCACUAAUCCAUCCACGAACUACUGUAUAUUUCAUAAAUUCGUAUACUACUCGGUACUUAAAAAGAAAGUUGAAUAUCAUUGCCAUACGGAAAGAAAAUUAAGGGAAACGUGCUUUCAAUAAGAAAAAAUACCCUUCACAAGAGAUAAUUGACCUAGCUUUAACAUGUUUACAGCCCCUACCAGGGAUUUGAAAGCCCUCAAAAACUAUCUCAACAUUUAUCUGUAUUAGUAAGAUGAGUUUAUAAAAGUAUGAGCAAAAUUUCAGAUCAAAAGACCCUGUGGUUUUCUCUCUAUGAGUGAAAAUUGAAGCCACCCAUUUUGUACACAACGGACGAAGAAAUAAAACACUGCAAGCUGCAAAAUUUAAACGUGGAAAGAAGAAUGACUGUAUUUUUGCUGAUAAUUGAUAUUUUUGCCACCAUACUUUCAGGAAAGUUUACAAUCAUUAUUUUUACAACAAUUUGGCCCUUUUACAAGUUUUGAGAUUUUCAUCGUGCAAAUCCCUGCAACACUUUUAAAGGCUCGUUCAUCACUCCCGUUAUUUGCCAUUUACCUGCUCAAAUCUUAUAGAUAUCAAUCGCUUCAAAACACUGUAUCGAGUAUAGGGGAAGAGCAAAUGAUUUUAUAAGUUUGUCAUGUGACUCCGCGAGAUAGCAUUAUUUUGCUGCUCCCUUAAUGGGCAAGUCGUGACUACGUAAGAGAUAACCAUUGUGACGUCAAUACAAAAGGUGGUCGUUGUAUGUCAAGAGAAACCUGAAUCUGUAUUGAAUGUUGGGGACAUUAUUGACUCCCACUUGAAAGAAUACCCUUUUAAGAGAAAAUAAACCGGUAUCUUAAAAAUACUUUUAAAUUUCAUCCACACGGCUCUUUUGGUUAGGCAUCUUGCAUAACUAUGCCGUUAAAUGAAGCUUGAAAUAAACAUAUACACAAACAACUGAACUUAACUUCCAACCAAUCGGUGUGUUCAGUAUUUUUGUUUCAUUUUUAAUUGUUUCGUCUGUUGGCAACUUAGACGCAAAAGGUCCGACCAUAUUAUAAUGUUGGAUACGUAGAUCAAGUCAAAUAUGAAUUUACACCCUCGUUUCUAUUUUUGUUAAGAGGAACAAAAUACUAAUGCAAUACAGAGUUAAAUAUAUCCCUUGGACAGGUUGAAUAAGGAAUUCACUGCCAGACUAUACAAUAAUUGCAACAUUGUAGUUUAAAAGUGGUUCAAAUUUAUUCGGAUCUUGAUCUUCAGAAAUACUUAAUCACAAAAUUGUGCUGCAAAAUCGAUCUGGAUAAAAUGAUUCUGUUAAAAAAUAUGUUUAAUAUUUUCGUAGAUAACGCUCAAAGAGCGUAUGAUUAUAUUGUAUAGAUAUCUUGAUAUUUUGUUUCACUAAUUUUGAUAUAUUUACGAAGAUUGUACAAAUUAUCGAGGAUAGUUUUAUAUUGAAAAUAUACU